UGACGCUCAAUUCAGCUCUAGACGUGUCACGGUAAAAAUCGUUGAAAGAAAUAAAAAUUUAAACUCCUCAAAAAUGUAUUCGUCGGUGGUAAAUACAAUAAAACAUCACUGGAAAUGUAAUGGAAAAGUUAAGUUCAUUUUCGUUGCGUUGGGUAUAUUCGUGUCGUUUGUGUAUGUUGGAAUUUUUCAAGAAAAAAUUAUGAAAGGCUGUUAUGGUGAUCCGAGUGAUAAAUGCAAAAAUGGCGAAAAGUUUAAAUUUGCGGUGACUUUAGUGUUUGUUAAAAGUUUUUUGGGAUUGGUGUUUAUCAAAGUCAUGAAUUUAAUACAUCCAGAGAAGAAAAAAGACACAACCCAUUUUAUGUAUUAUGCAUCAUCCGCCGCAGCAAAUUCAUUGUCGAUGGUCGGUGCUAAUAUGUCUUUGCGAUGGGUAUCAUACCCCGCUCAAGUGAUUAUCAAGUCAGCAAAACCGCUUUCGGUAAUGUUAUUAGGACUCAUGUUCUGUAAACGUUACACAAUUCAGCGCUACUUUUUCGUGUUGGUCAUUGUAACUGGUGUGGUGGUAUUUAAAUUAUUUGAAGCAAAAGAAGAAAAACCAGUAAAGACCAAAACAGAAAAUCAUGAAAUAUCCGACAUGUACCAAAUGUUUGGAACGUGUUUGUUGAUUUUCAGUUUGACAAUGGACGGUGUCCUCGGUGCCAUACAAGAUAGAAUGAGAUCAAUUCACGCACCAACUUUUCGUCAAUUAAUGUUUAACACAUAUCUUUGGGGUUGUGGUUACCUAAUCAUAGUCAUUUUGGUGACAAAAGAAUUUUUGGGCGUUUUCCCAUUUAUUGGUCGUCAUCCUGAAGUAUUGUGGCACUUUUUGACAUUCGGUAUGGCCGAUGCCAUCGGAAAUGUAUUUAUCUUUACAAUGAUCUCAUGUUUUGGUGCAUUGGCAUGCUCUGUCACAGGCACCGUUCGAAAAUUCUUCUCCGUUAUAUUUUCGAUCAUAUUCUUUGGUCAUCCAUCGACACUUUUACAAUGGUUCGGUGCAUGUUUAGUAUUCGCUGCAUUAUUGGCUGAUGCAUUCUUUGGCAAAAAUAAGAAAAAAUCGGUAAAAGAAUUGGAAAAUGAAGAUAUUGAAAAAGGAGAAUCAUCAGGUAGUGAUGGAUCGAAAGUUGAAUGUGUUGAAAAUAUCGGAAAAGGAGAAAAUGUCACAGAAAAAGGAGCGGACAUCCAGACUGUUUCGGUUCAUUCGGUUCAGAAAGGAGACGAAAAUAGAUACUAGUUAGUUUUGCCUUUUUUUUAGUAAAUAUUUUUAUUAUUUUUGUAUUUAUUUUCGCAAGUAUUUAAUAAAUAAAUAAACAAAACAGAAAAAUAAAC
Molecule: messenger RNA, 1362 nt
Organism: Contarinia nasturtii (swede midge)
Lineage: Eukaryota; Metazoa; Arthropoda; Insecta; Diptera; Cecidomyiidae
Product: solute carrier family 35 member B1-like
Exons: 4
Coding region: 74-1267 (397 amino acids)
Biological process (GO): UDP-galactose transmembrane transport
Cellular component (GO): Golgi membrane; endoplasmic reticulum membrane
Molecular function (GO): UDP-glucose transmembrane transporter activity; UDP-galactose transmembrane transporter activity
Source: RefSeq, a predicted model, not a curated record